AUGUUUCACAUUAAAAAUGAUAAUUGGAUAGGUCGAGUUAGUGCGUUUCAGGCUACUAAAACUCUUGAAAAUGGUGCAGAAUACAUAAAAGGCACAGUAAACGAGGCAGUUGUACUUCCUCCAAAAGACAAAGUUGCAGGAUCAUAUCAUUGGGAUUUUGAACGACUUUUAUCUUUAUCUUUGAUUCCACUUACUAUUACAUCAGUAGUAAACGGGGCACAUCCUAUUACUGAUCUUUGUUUGGGUGUCAUUCUUCCAUUUCAUUGUCAUCUUGGAUUCGAUGCAAUGAUUACAGAUUACUACCCAUCUCGUCGUAGUCCAGUCUUAAAUAAGGUUCUUACUUGGAGUUUAAGAGGGGCUACACUUAUUGCUCUUUAUGGCUGUUAUGAAUUUAAUACCAAUGAUGUAGGAAUGACCGAACUUGUAAAGAAAGUAUGGCAUGCAUAA
Messenger RNA from Cetraspora pellucida, 447 nucleotides. The record is from the annotation of a GenBank genome assembly. Lineage: Eukaryota; Fungi; Glomeromycota; Glomeromycetes; Diversisporales; Gigasporaceae.